Molecule: messenger RNA, 846 nt
Organism: Chinchilla lanigera (long-tailed chinchilla)
Lineage: Eukaryota; Metazoa; Chordata; Mammalia; Rodentia; Chinchillidae
Product: mimitin, mitochondrial
Exons: 1
Coding region: 262-771 (169 amino acids)
Biological process (GO): mitochondrial respiratory chain complex I assembly
Cellular component (GO): membrane
Source: RefSeq, a predicted model, not a curated record
UGUUUGUUUUUCUCUCUGCCCUAUUUACUGCUAUAGCCCAAAACAUACCACAAUGACCAGCGUAUCGAGGGGGCCCUUAAACAUCUAUUAAAAACUAAGGAGCCUUGGGCACUGAUACAAAAGACAGAUGAGCCAUGACACCUAUCCUUGAGAAGCUGAGAGUAUAAUACUAAUGGAAAAUGAAUUCAAACAACACACAUUAAAAAUAUAGGCCUGAACUGCCAGGCUCUGCGCGACUCCCGCCGGGAACAGAGCGCCAGCAUGGGCUGGCCUCAGGGUUUGUUCCGCGCCCUGUGGAGGACGCUGUCAAAGGAGGUGAAGGAGCACGUGGGCACGGACCAGCUCGGGAAUAAAUACUACUAUAUCCCGCAGUACACGAACUGGAGAGGACAAACUAUUCGAGAGAAAAGGAUUAUAGAAGCAGCAAAGAGAAAUGAAACUGACUAUGAAGUAGGUGAUAUCCCAACAGAAUGGGAAGCUUGGAUUAGAAGAAAAAGAAAUACUCCACCUACCAUGGAGGAAAUACUAAAGAAUGAAAAGUACAGAGAAGAAAUAAAGAUGAAAAGCAAAGGUUUUUAUGAAAAAGAAAAGCUCCUUAGUAAAGAGACCAGUGAGGAACUCUUGCCUCCACCUGUUCAGAUUCAAAUUAAAGGGCACGCCUCUGCACCAUACUUUGGAAAAGAAGAACCCUCAGCGACACCCACCAGCACUGGGAAAACCUUCCAGCCAGGGUCCUGGGUACCACAAGAUGAAAAGAGCCACAACCAAUGAACUGCAUUAUGGUGAAAAUCAUUUCACUCGCACAGAUAUGACUAUUUUAACAAAUAAAAGAAGUUCAAAACUGAA